UGACUGUCAUUCUUUCUUUUCAUAGUGCACUCAGACAAAUCCGGGUGUUGGUUUCUUAGUUUAAAAAAAAUGUUGUGUUGAUAUUUUCUGUAUGUAAUCUUUGCAUAUUCGUAAAUCUCCUUUUUUUUUCUUCUUUUUCGAAAGUGACAUUUGAGUGAUUCUGUCAUUUUGAUUUAUUUAUUUCCUUCUGUGAUUACAUAAUCUUUUUUUCUCUAGUUUGUCUUUUUUUACCCUUUCUCGCUUAUUAUUUACCAGUAAUACACUAACUUGAUAAAGUUUGGUUUUGCUGUAUUUUUAUCUUUCUUAACUAAACAGCACUCUUUUGAUACUUCACCACUCUGACUGUCUGUCUCCUCGUGUUCUCGGCUGACUUGAUGUCUGGCACACUGUGAACUCACUGUAAGAGACACUGCAGUUUUCCAAGGCUUGAGCAUUUCUGGAAUUUUUAACUCAUAACUAAGACUGGUGAAUUUGAAACAAUGAGCUUUGAUGGUGUUCCAUCCAAAUCGGAGGUUAUGGGCUGGGAUUCACAUCGGUUAGCUGACUUUUUGAAAAGAAGGAAUCUAUCUGGAUGUGAUAAGGUCAUAACACGAUACAACAUAAAUGGACAACGGUUCUUGAGUAUGUCUGAAAAUGACCUUCAAAAGUUCCCGAAGCUUCAUGCACCGCUUAUCUCCAAGAUUUGUCAGGAAAUCAACAAAGAAAAGAAGAGAUUUUUCCCACCAAUUCCUUCAAUAAGGCCAUCACAACCAGUCCCCAGCUUUCCACAACCACCAGCUGAACAUGAGGAACAAGCAUGGGACCCUGCGGAUUUUGAAAGCGAGGAUGAUUACGAGGAUCCAGAUUCAAAUGGCCAAGACGAAGCCAGUGGUGGAGAUUAUGAGUCUCCAGAGGAGGGAUCGGACAGUGACAAUAGCUAUGAGCCGCCACCAAUCGAGCCUUCUGAUGACAUGCCCCAGAUCUGUCCUGCUAAACCCAUAGAAAACAGCGAUUAUAUUGAUAAUAACCGUAAUCGUGGCACGAACAGGAGCCAACCUCCUGUGCCUCCAGAGCGUCCUGGACCUGGACCAUCUCUCCCUCCCGUAGGGGAGAGGCCAAGUGUUGGACUACAUCCAAGAGAAGAGCGGGCCCCAAAAAGACCCCCUGCACCUGUUGUGGACCGCAGUACGAAGCCAGGAGCGCAGGACAGGAGCCAUCCCUCACCUGUAGCAGGUGAAAGGGGCAGUAGCUCACUUGAUAGGGUUGUCCAACCACCAAAAAGUGCUGCUCCUCUCAGACUACCUGGACUUGAGUUGCCAGGAGACCCAAUGAGGAUUCCCAAACCCUCACUUCCUCCAUCUGGGGUGCGCAGGACUGCCUCUUCUGUUACCCCAGGCUUCUCUCAAAACAGAAAUCAAUUUGAUCACAGAACUGAGUUUCCUGAUGACAGUAAGCGAGUUUUUCUUGGUCAUUUGUUGUUUUGUUUUUUUUUUGUCCUUUUUGGUAGAACAGUUAUAAGCUUGAAUAUCAAUAAAGUUAUGAAUACCAAUAAUCCAGUAUUUUGAUAUCUUGUGAUUCUUACAGCUGCCAGGCACUCCUCCAACACAUUUCCAUUGCACACCAGGAAUCCAUCACCAAGGCCUCCAGGAACACACGGACAGUCUUCUCAAACAGACAGUGUUAGUUCCAGUCGAUCACUACCAGCAGAACUGCAGAAAGCAAUGAGCGCUCACCGGAGUAGUCCAAGAGCAGCAUUGCCACAGCCAGACACAAGUAGCAAGCAGGACAUGGAUCCAGCUUGGUAUAUGGGACAGAUCACCCGUGGUGAGGCCGAGAACUGUCUGAGAAGAGUUAACAGGGAUGGGACAUUCCUUGUGCGGGACAGCUCAAAUCGCUCUUCUAACCAGCCCUACACACUCGUGGUACUUUACCAGGCAAAAGUUUACAACAUUCAGAUCCGCAGACAGAGAGAUGGCUUCAUGCUUGGCACUGGUCUAAAGGGCUCAGAGAAUUUUGAGCGGGUUGCUGACAUUAUCAGUCAACACAGACACAUGCCACUCCUCCUUAUUGAUGCUAAGAAUCGAGUAUCAGGCCAACAGAAUCAAUGUGCUCUGAUUUACCCAGCUGGAUACUAAACCUUUAUUCUACCGAAGUCUAAUCUCCACAGGACAACACUGGACUGCAGCACAUUAUACUUUCAGAAAUAAAUCUGAUCUCUGUAAUGGAUCUUUAAUUCAGUGGUUAUAUAGCCAUUGGCAACAAUGGAAAAACCAAUGACUAAUUUUUUUAUGUUUUUUUUUCUCUCUCUCUCUCAGAGACUUUUUUACAAUCAUCAUAAUAGCAACACCAUUCGUAACUUUCAAAAUUGUAUGACUGCUGCUGCUGUUGUUUAGAACAUUGUAAAACUUUUGAAUGCAUGAUCACACUGAUGGUACUGAAAAGAUAUUAAGAAAUGUUCAUAUAGCAAACAAACCUACUGUCUGUAAAUCAAUACUUUACAUUCUAAAAGUUGUCUGUAGGUUAUUUCUCAAAAUAUAACUAGGCUAAUCAAUCUCUAAUCUUCACUGCGAAGGAGAGCUACUGUACAGUUCACAAAAAUAAAGUAUUUUCCCCCCAUCUUGUUCCA
Messenger RNA from Myxocyprinus asiaticus (Chinese sucker), 2605 nucleotides. Its product is annotated as lymphocyte cytosolic protein 2-like. The transcript is spliced from 20 exons. NCBI's taxonomy places the organism in Eukaryota, Metazoa, Chordata, Actinopteri, Cypriniformes, Catostomidae. Gene Ontology annotation, biological process: cell surface receptor protein tyrosine kinase signaling pathway; intracellular signal transduction. The record is from RefSeq and is a predicted model, not a curated record. Gene Ontology annotation, molecular function: protein binding.